AUGGAGCUGGAGAAAGAAUUGCUGGAACUGGAGCGCACUCACAAAGUGGACCUGGACAUAGAGGACGAACUAGAGCAGGAACUAGAGCGGGAACUAGAGCUGGAGACUGGGCUCGAGCCGGACCCGGAACUGGAACUGGAGCCGGAGCCGGAGCCGGAACUGGAACCGGAGCCGGAUCCGGAGCUGGAACUGGAGCCGGAGCCGGAGCCAGAGCCUGAGCCCAGGGACCCGGAGCAGCCCGAGUCUAGGACAGAGUCCCUCCAGCCCCACACGCCGCGGUACACCAGCCUCUGGAGUGUGCGGUCGCAUUCUAGCUACCUGAGUUUGCCAGAGGAGGACCAGGCGUCCACCAACCAUCGUUCUAUCCGCGUGCAGACCUCUAACCAUCUCUUCUGGGCAGACAAACACAUCCAGGCCUCAGAACGCAGCCUGCAACGGGCGAUCAGCAAUAACAUAGGUAAGACCACUAGCUGUCAGGACCAGGAGUCUGACCUCGAGGACGCCUGUGUGUGCUUCACAAAGCAAAUCGAAAACCCCAGUGCCCAGCCAGCGCCGCCCGCCGCUGACUCCCAGCAGCUAUCAAACCCCCCACCGCCCUCCUCCAGUCCCUCACCGGGCAUCGACCUGGCCGAUCUGGUCAACUUUGCCUCUUCCUUGGCCGUGGCCUCCUCCAGCAAGAUGGACUUGCCCAACUUGGAGCACAUGAUCAAAGCUCUGCCUCAGAAGGCGGAGGCACCUUCUACAGAUCCCGCCCCCCAGCUGGUGAUGGACCAGCCAGAGAAGGAAAAUCUCACUAAGGACCAGCCAGAGAAGGAAAAUCUCACUAAGGACUUGAUGGAGAAAUCUCUGGAAACUGAGGAGUCACAGAAAGCUUGGAAACAGGAAGACAAGAACAUCUUCCGCCCUUACCUGGAUUUCAGCAAGCCGGGGAUCAAGAGGGCCACCAUAAAAGGAGAAGUGCAGCUUCUCCAGCAGCCGGCCAGGUCCCCUCCUCCUAAAGGAGCCGUGAAGGGCUCGGUGCCGGGAACCAGGAAAGGGAGUCCAUUAUUGCUGAAAAUCCAUUUUAAGGUGUCGUCCCCCACUUCCCCAGUGAAAUGACUAGACAAAACCAGUAAAAGCCUCCAGUGCUGGCCCUCGGCUCAGACUUUUUGUGCAAAUGCUCCCGGACUAGUGAGCUCACGUGGCUGCGCGUCCUGAUCUCGAUUUCUUAGGGAUGCCACCCUCCAUGGGUUUUUUUUUUCUUUCAAGACUUUAUUUAAAUUCUAGUUGUAUUCGUUUUCUGUAGUAUUCGUUUCAACCCAUCCCUAUUUUUUAGCUGCCCCAGCCCACCUGCCCACCCUGUCCCUGAGGGCUCUGCCAGCCCUAUUUGGCCCCUCCUCACUCCCUUCCGGAACUCUCAGCCAGUGACAGAGACUCAUGACCCUGUCUGAGGCUUCAGGUGUCUUUUCUUUUCUUUUUUUUUUUUUUUUAAGAUUUUAU
This is a messenger RNA of Neogale vison (American mink), 1479 nucleotides long. RefSeq names its product spermatogenesis associated 32 (gene SPATA32). Gene Ontology annotation, cellular component: perinuclear region of cytoplasm. The record is from RefSeq and is a predicted model, not a curated record. NCBI's taxonomy places the organism in Eukaryota, Metazoa, Chordata, Mammalia, Carnivora, Mustelidae. Gene Ontology annotation, molecular function: actin binding. The transcript has 3 exons. Gene Ontology annotation, biological process: spermatogenesis. Bases 1 to 1098 code for a protein of 365 amino acids.